AUGAUGUCAGAUCUAGCUGACACCAUUUUCAUCUUAAAGGCACCCACUGUGUUCCCAGUUCUUUUUGCCGCCAUUGCUGGUAGCAGCAUCAAAAGUGUCGCAUCGUGGCGCAUCCAGACCACUAGGGGAGCAACCAUUGGGCUUGUAGAGCAAUGUCUCGGCAGCCAGACUAUCACAGGAGCCAUUCUCACUCAGAUAAGGCUCCGAGCUGUGAAUCUUCUAGCCAUAUUCACCGUCCUGCUAUGGUGUCUCUCUCCGCUGGGCAGUCAGGCUUCUCUCCGGGUGAUUUCCAUCGUCCACAGUUACCCAGGGAACUCGAUCGACUUGACCACUUUGAGAACCUUCAUCCCAUACCAGUACGGCUACGGCCAAGGGAUAGCGGAAGCCGUUACAUCAGUCGCCAACCCCAUGAUUGCUUCCCUAUCUGCAGCCUCGCUACUGGCAAACCGCAACCAAGAUCUCUGGGGCAACAUCCGCUUUCCUGUAAUCGAGAAUCUUGAGACAAACAAUACAAAUUGGAUGAACGUGCCCGAAAAUGACAACAUGACAUACGCAUCCCUUGUUGGUGUACCGGUGAUUGGCUUACCAAGCUCUGGAAACACAUCAUUUACCCUCCCAGGCUCGUAUCUAUCCAUAUCCUGCCCUGUCUUUGACACGAUACACCAAUUUAAUUUGACCAACUUCACUGCGCCGGGUGCUCCAUCUCCCGGUAACGGCGACGACUGCGGCUGGACGAGUGCAUGGGGUGGGCUCCAGUUCCAGCUCGCCAUCUCGGAGCCAUGUUCAAACUCACUUAAUGCAUCAAUCUCGAGGACCCGAAAUGCUCGUAAGCUUAUAUGGGAAUCAUGGGAUAGUGGUAGUGCAGGCACUCUUGAGAAUCGAUCUCCCAUCACACGAGCGAUAUGUGACCUCACCACGACCUAUGUCGAUACCAAUGUGACAUGCGAAAGCUUAGCCAAGAGUCAGUCUAUUAAUACUUGCAACCCGUCCUCCGCUCGCCGGUCGGUGGAUGAGUCCCAUUUCCACAAGAACUGGACUGUUUUCGACGUCAAUUUGCCAGGAGAUGCUAAGCUACCCAUGAACUAUAACCAAGGAUUCUUGUUUAUUCUCACUACCUUGUUUCCUCACGCUGAGCAACACGGUGGUCUACAGCCCGUGAUUGGAUACUUUACCGACCCUUACCACGCUGUCGGAAACCUUGUUGGCGAUAGUCUUAUGUCGCCUGAGACCAUCACACCGGAAGUCUUUGGAACGCGUCUAUCGCAGCUCCUCAAUUCCGUCCUAUACCUAGGAAUUAACCCCUCGGCAUUCACAGGCUCCGUCAACUUGACGAGAAUCAGACAGGAUCGAAGCCAAGGCAAGGAUAUCCCUAUCGAAUUGACAGCCCGAAAUACCCAUCUGCAAAAUAUUGUUAGGUGCAACCGUCCAUGGCUCGCCGUCCUCAUCAUUUCCUCGGUGGUUAUAUUCUGCUUUGCACUAGUGGGUGCCUAUCUCCACAUGAUAACGAUCGCUCCCGACCUGCUAGGGUCGAUCUCCGUUGUCCUGUUGCAAAAUAAAAUCGAAGGAAUUGCCGGAUCUUCUACGUGGUCUUCAGAGGAAUGGUCCAAAAAUAUGCGAGAUACGCGAUUAUGGCUUGGAGAUGUUCGGCCUGAUGCAGACGCUGGGUGUCUGGCUCUCACCACGGCCACACAAGAUGUUCCUCCUGGCUCGAUAAGGGGAAGAUUGUAUCAUUGA
Messenger RNA from Penicillium griseofulvum, 1734 nucleotides. RefSeq lists its product as uncharacterized. The coding region runs from base 1 to 1734 and encodes 577 amino acids. NCBI's taxonomy places the organism in Eukaryota, Fungi, Ascomycota, Eurotiomycetes, Eurotiales, Aspergillaceae. The record is from RefSeq and is a predicted model, not a curated record. The transcript has a single exon.